This is a messenger RNA of Cladophialophora bantiana CBS 173.52, 2262 nucleotides long. RefSeq lists its product as uncharacterized. Gene Ontology annotation, biological process: nucleoside metabolic process. NCBI's taxonomy places the organism in Eukaryota, Fungi, Ascomycota, Eurotiomycetes, Chaetothyriales, Herpotrichiellaceae. Gene Ontology annotation, molecular function: protein binding; catalytic activity. The record is from RefSeq and is a predicted model, not a curated record. The transcript is spliced from 4 exons. Bases 1 to 2262 code for a protein of 753 amino acids.
AUGCCCGUCAAGACCCCUCGCGAACGCGCUGACUUCGAGAUAGCGCUGAUCUGUGCGUUGCCCCUGGAAGCUGAGUGCGUGCAAGAAUUAUUUGACAAAUUUUGGGAAGAUGAGGGCAAGAAUUUUAGGAAAGCUCCUGGGGAUCCCAGUGUCUAUACAACUGGAGUGAUAGGGCAACACAAUGUGGUUCUAGCCUAUAUGCCCGGUAUAGGGACCACUCCCGCCGCGGCGGUUGCGGGCUCCUUGCGCGUGAGCUUCCCAAAUAUCAAGCUCGCUCUAGUGGUCGGUAUCUGCGGAGGCAUGCCCUACGGGACCGGGACCGAUCAAGAAGAAAUCAUGCUCGGCGAUGUGAUCAUCAGUCAAGCACUCCUCCAAUAUGACUUUGGGAGGCGGCGUCCAAGGGGAUUUGAGAAGGAAGAUAUUCGAGACACACUUGCUCGUCCUAGCCCAGAGAUCCGAGCUAUCCAGGCUAAGCUAAGGACCAGUCGGUACAAGCAGAGAAUGCAAAAUAACAUGAUUACCUUUCUCCAAGACAUACAGCGGAAGCGGCCUGAGAUCAGGUAUCGAGGCCAAGAGAAUGAUAUCUUGUACCAUUCAUCGUAUAUACAUCGCCACCCACCAGGAACAUGUGAUGGGUGCAAGAGAGAUGGCGAGAUUUGCGAAUUAGCCCUCAAAACGGAAUGCGAAGAUCUAGGCUGUGACUCUAUAAUGCGUGUAAAGCGCAGUCGCUCCAUGGGUGGGUCAACAACACAGCCUGUCGUCCACUUUGGCAUCAUGGCUUCUGGGAACACUGUGAUGGCAUCAGGUCAGCACCGUGACCUGAUGGCGCAAGCGGACGGAAUCAUUGGUUUCGAAAUGGAAGGGGCCGGCGUAUGGGAUUACUUCCCCAGCAUUGUUAUCAAAGGCGUAUGCGACUAUACCGACAGUCACAAAAGGAAGGGAUGGCAAAGAUACGCAGCGGCAACAGCAGCAGCGUGCGCGAAGGCCUUUUUGGUCCAGUGGAGCGAAGACGAAGUACCGAUCUGUUCAGAACCUGUACGGCCAGCUCCCUUUGAUCACAUCUCGGAGUUCAUCGGUCGUACUGAGGAGCUGAAGCAUCUCCAACAAGCAAUUUUCGAUCCAGAGGGUCGCCGGAUUGUAUCUCUACUUGAUGCAGGGGUUGACUGGCCCUCGAGCUUGUCUGUCAAGUCAAGUCAGAGUACUCCAAUUGCUCAAUCUUCUAAAUCCAAGUCGACGGGAAUCUUCCUGAAUGCGUCAGGGAGACUUGAAAUGCCGGAGGAGCAGUGCAGAGCCACCACCCUGCUACCGAAGCUCACCUAUCUCCCACUCGCUAUCGUCCAGGCCCCUUCAUAUAUCCCUACAACCCAAGAGACGGUCAGCGCCUAUCUGGAGCUCAUGGAUAAAUCUGAGGACAAAGUGAGCAAGCUUCUAAGUGAAGAUUGUGGAGAUUACUCACGAUACUCUGCCGAAACCUCUCCUAGACUCGAAGCCGAACUGUCCCUGCUCGAGGCAAUGUAUCCCGGGAACAUCACCUUUGACUCUCGAAGUCGGGAUCUUCUUUUCACGCCUAGUGAUUCCCAGAGGAGUGCCCUGCUCCUACGGCUUCCAGACCAAUACCCCGAAAAGGGAGUUCCCGAAGUAAUAUCGGCGUGUGAUAACUCCAGAAACGACAUCCGCGACAGGAUUCGACGGGCCAUUGACGGCCUGGGUGCUGAAGGGAUAGGCGGGGAGGUCUUGGAUCAAGUCGUCAGUAUCUUUGAGGAUGAGAUUUCUGGGACCGCUUCGGAUUUGACUGCGUGCUCAGUUGGGGGAUCAAAAGGCAAGGAACAGCAGGCUGCCAGGGAUCAAAGUGCUGGAUCGCUACCAAGGUCAAGGACUGUAAUAAUCUGGCUCCAUCAUCUCCUGGCGACCUCAAAGCGAAAACUAGCCGUCAACCCUACUGCAUCGUCUCCAGCGUUAUCUCCCAGCAGUGCCGUCUCCGGCAUAACUAAACCAGGGUACCCUGGCAUAAUGGUGUUUUCUGGGCCCAGCGACCUCGUGGACUCACACCUCCGAGAGCUAAAAGCGCUGAAUUGGCAAGCAUUCCAGGUACGUUAUGACUCUGAUGAGAAUGCCGGACAAGAGGAGCAAGAACGAGACGAGUGGAUAUUCUCACACGAAAAGGGGAAGAUCAUCGAAGUCGAGUCGAUGGCAGAGGUGGUCAAGGACAUCGUGAAGGAGGGGAACAAGCAGCUGUUCUUGGAGGCGGUGGGUGUCAAGUGA